ACCGCACUCCCUGCAGGGAAUCACUGCCAGCGCAGAAAAGAGGAAAAAGAUCUCUGCCAAUUUUUGUCUUUCACUUCUGUACUGAUCUGAGAACAUGAAGCCAUCAGCUGGCUUUCUGCUGCUGGGAGUGCUGCUCUCAGCCGCAGUGAGGUUCGCUCAGGCCCGGAUUAUACACUCGUACUUCAAGCUUGGCGGCACGCUGGUCCUCAAACCUGCCUCGGUCUCUGCUCGCAUCACCAGCAUCGUGUGGAAGUGGGACAGAGAACUGUUGGCCGAAUGGGUGGAAGACGAGAUUCCCCUGACAUGUUACGGCAGGUUUGGAGGCCGAUCAGAGGUGAACACGAACACAGGAGUGUUGGAGAUCAGGAACAUGACUGCAGCUGACACUGGGGUGUAUUCAGUGGAGAUCAACAACCGUGUCCAGAGUCAGACUCAUCAGGCCGUGAGGAUCAGAGAAGUGCCCCAGCCCGAGGUGACGGUGAGGCCGCCGAUGUGUGGCUCGAGUUUGGAGAAGUGCACACUGAGCUGUGACGGAGACGUUAAAGAGGCCGAACCUGUCGAGUAUUUCUGGAGGAUCGGAGAUGGAGAGUGGGAACAGUCGGGAAAAAACAUGGAGAUCAUCAAUUCUGAGGAAACACAGUGUGUGAAGAUGUUUUCCUGCAGGAUGAGGAACCCAGUGAGUGAGCGACGCAGCGAAUCCAUCACUAACCCGUUUCACCAGCACAGAAAUCUGGACUAUCGAUGGUGGAUCCUCACUCUUUUAGGCGCUGCCGUCCUGGCGGUGGUUGCGGUGCUCGUCUGCUUUUUGUUUCAGAAACUGUAAAACAAAAACUGCUGACAGCGAUGAAAAUGCACUUUAAGUCGUCUCCUGAUGAAGACUGAAGCCCGUCAAAGGGCAGCUCAUUUCUUUGCUUUGUAAAACUGUUCUGCACUUCAGACUGGUACGGUCGUCCAUGUUUGUAGUUCUUUUUCUUUGGGAUUUCUUUGCAUCGCUGUCUUCACUGUCUACUUUGGUGUAUUUAUAGCUUUAAUUGUAUUUAUCUACCCGUCAUUGUUCUUAUUUUUAUUUGAUCUGUGUCUGUUUUCUUUGAUUUCUUUGUAAGGUUUAACUCAAAGUAACAUUAAAAUCUUGUCUUGUUCAACA
Molecule: messenger RNA, 1144 nt
Organism: Oreochromis aureus
Lineage: Eukaryota; Metazoa; Chordata; Actinopteri; Cichliformes; Cichlidae
Exons: 1
Coding region: 95-823 (242 amino acids)
Source: RefSeq, a predicted model, not a curated record